CUCACCCUACGCCGUUUGUGUACGUGUUGAGAACUUUAUGUGUUUUUAACAUGGUUUUUGCCCCACUUGGUUUUUCCGAGACCCUUGUUUCUCGUAGGCUCAGUUUUACUGUCUUAUCUGCAGUUGGCUAGUUCCUGUGGCAGAAGAGGCAACAUCUGCUUCCUAGGCCCUCUGGGCAGAAGUAUGCAGUGGUGUCUCCUCCUGAUCUGGGCCCAGGGGCUGAGGCAGGCUCCCCUCACCUCAGGAAUGAUGACAGGCGCCAUAGUAACAAUGGGGAACAUUUCUGCAGAGAAAAGUGGCUCUGUCAUCUUACAAUGUCACUUCUCCUCCACCACGGCACAAGUGACCCAGGUCAACUGGAAGCAGCAGGACCAGCUUCUAGCCAUUUGCGAUGCUGACUUGGGGUGGCACAUCUUCCCAGCCUUUAAGGAUCGAGUGGCCCCAGGCCCUGGCCUGGGCCUCACCCUCCAGUCGCUGACCAUGAACGAUACCGGGGAGUAUUUCUGCAUCUAUCACACCUACCCUGAUGGGACUUACACUGGGAGACUCUUCCUGGAGGUCCAAGAAAGCUCAGUGGCUGAGCACAGUGCCAGGUUCCAGGUUCUAUUGCUUGGAGCCACAGCCGCGACGUUGGUGGUCAUCUGCACAGCAGUCAUCGGGGUGGUCGUGUUGGCUGGAAAGAAGAAAUCUCUUAGAAUCCAUUCUGUGGAAAGCGGCCUCCGGAGGAAAUCAGCUGGACAGGAGGAACGGAGUCUCAGUGCUCCCUCAUCCCCAGAAAGCCGUGUCCAGGCAGAAGCUGCACCUGCUGGGCUCUGCGGAGAACAGGGGGGAGAUGGCUGUGCUGAGCUGCAUGACUACUUCAAUGUCCUAAGUUACAGAAGCCUGGAGAGCUUCUUCACAGAGAAUGGUUAGCAACCAGAGGCAUCUUCUGGAAGACAAACUUUUAUCUUUGCUAUUAUAGAUGAAUAUAUAAGUAGCCGUACUUUCCAUCAGUGCUCUGUGUGUUCAGUUGAGUGAAUAAAUGUCAUCCUCUUCU
Messenger RNA from Cebus imitator (Panamanian white-faced capuchin), 1036 nucleotides. It is a transcript of the gene TIGIT, whose product is annotated as T cell immunoreceptor with Ig and ITIM domains. Lineage: Eukaryota; Metazoa; Chordata; Mammalia; Primates; Cebidae. The transcript has 4 exons. Gene Ontology annotation, cellular component: cell surface. Bases 184 to 912 code for a protein of 242 amino acids. Gene Ontology annotation, biological process: positive regulation of interleukin-10 production; negative regulation of T cell activation; negative regulation of interleukin-12 production. The record is from RefSeq and is a predicted model, not a curated record. Gene Ontology annotation, molecular function: signaling receptor binding.